AUGUUGUUGGGUCCUUUAGUGUCUGAUAGCUUGGAGCCGCUGUUUGCUGCUCGGGUGGUUUAUGACCUCCUCUUUUAUUUCAUCGUCAUCAUUAUUGUGCUGAACCUCAUUUUCGGAGUCAUCAUCGAUACGUUUGCCGAUCUCAGAAGCGAAAAGCAGAAAAAAGAAGAAAUCCUCAAGACAACCUGUUUCAUCUGCGGCCUUGAGAGAGACAAGUUUGACAACAAGACGGUUUCAUUUGAAGAACACAUCAAGUCGGAGCACAACAUGUGGCACUACCUCUAUUUUAUCGUCCUGGUCAGAGUGAAAGAUCCCACGGAAUAUACUGGACCAGAAAGUUAUGUGGCUCAAAUGAUUGCGGAAAAAAACUUAGAGUGGUUUCCUCGGAUGAGAGCCAUGUCCUUGGUCAGCAACGAAGGGGACAGUGAACAGAACGAAAUCAGGAACCUGCAAGAAAGGUUGGAGACCACCAUGUCUUUGGUCAAGCAGCUAUCCGGCCAACUCGCUGAGCUUAAAGAACAGAUGACCGAACAAAGGAAGAACAAACAGAGGCUCGGGUUUUUGGGACCCAACGCUCCCCACGUGAACCAUCACACUUCCCCGCACUGAUGUAACACACACACACCGGAUUGUGACACUGCCUUUCAUCCCUGGAUCACGAGGCAGAAGAACUGAGGACUGAAGAGCGUUCUUUGUUCCACGGUUUUUCAUCCAGAGUGCCAAAAUGGAAGAAGCUUUCACUGCAUUUUAUGGUCAAAAGGGGCCGGGGUUUAAUACCCCCCCCCCUCCUUACAGAUUCCGCGAAACAGGCCCUAAUCUUCAUUUUCGCUCCAUAAACAAAAAAAGGAAACGAGGGAGCAUCUCCGUUGACGCUCCGGCUUUUCAAUCGGGAUUCAUUCUCUUCUUUAAAACGAAAUCUGGUUUUUCUCCAGAAGUUGGAAGGGAAGAAGCUGAAAUCGGUUGAGUUGUUUGGAUGCCGUUCUAAGAAACUUUCUGACUCCGGCAAACUUUCUAACGGGAUGACGACGUGCAGCGGCUAACACCUCUUGUCGCUUCCGCAGGGUUUGGCUACCCUUGGUCCUGUUUGUGCGUGGUGUUGCGGUCUUCCGGCAGUCCAGGCACAAUGCCGAUAACGCUCCAAGCAAUUCAUUCGUGUUUCAAGGAUGAGCGAUGCCGUCUCCUUCGUCCGCCAUCGAUGGUUUUUGCUUUGGAAAGGAGACUGGCGUGAACUGUUUUUGCCGUCUUGCCGUACGAUUCCUAAAAUCUGGGGCAAUGAAUCCACAGUUUUAAAUUAUUAUUUUAUUUUUGCAUUUAGGAAUGUCGCUUCCCCAAAAGCAGGAGAACAGAUCCCUCGAUUCAACGAGAGAAUCGUAUCGAAUUGAUAUCAUUCCUCCUGGAUUCCGUGCCGGUACUCUAAAAAAGUGUCUACAACUGGGAAUUCCAAAUAUUGGCCUCGAAUCUAGAGUUAAAAACCAAGGCUGGGGUUAAGGAGAGGAAGAUCUCUUUCGUACAUCUUUAGUCUCAACGAUUAAAUUCGGGAGGGCGAACGGGCUCGAAAGAUCUGUGCAGCAGAUGGGAAGCGGAUCCUUGUUUGUUCACAUUAAAAUUCAACUUUGAUGCUUCUUCUUUCUCCACUUGUGAUCAAGAUCUUCUUCCAAAUUAACCCACACCUCUGUUGCUCUACCAAGAGACAAAUAUACUCAUUAUUCUACCCCAUGAUUCUACUAUUCUCCCUUCUAGAAGAGAGGACGUAUCUUACCCAAAAGGUAGUCCUCAACUUACAACAAUUCAUUUAGUGACCCUUCCACGUGACCGCGACACUGGCAGAAGUGACUUAUGACUGUUUUUCACACGACCGUCGCCGCCUCUCCAGAGUCACGUAAUCGAAAUUCAAAUGCAACUGGUUCAUAUUUAUGACGGUUGGAGUGCCCCGGGGGGAGUCAACGUGAUCCGGUUUUGCGACCUUCUGACCAGCAAAGACAAGGGGGAAAUCCCACUUCCCUUAACGACCGUGUUACUCACUUAACAAAUGCAACGAUUCACUUAACAACAGUGGCAGGAAAAGCCGCAGCAUGAGGCAAAACUCACUUUACGAAUGCUUCACUUAGCAACGUCAACGCCGGGCUCAGUUGUGGUCGUAAGGUGAGGAGUACCUGCACUCACAACCAUGAUUCAACGCUGUAGUUUUUCACUGAGUUGUCUCAGAGGGAGGAUUUAAUUCCUGAAUCCAGGUCGCCAAAAUCUUAAGCGAGCACCGGGUCGAAUCAUAGCAGUAAUUUUAUUACCGUAAAGUGUCUUCCAAAUUUUUUGCAGGUCAUUUCUGUGAGACAUCGAUUAUUAUCGUCUUUGGAAAAAUACUAAGCCCGAAAAGACUUUUAAGAGCUAACUUGACUUCCGUCAACUGGAAUGAAAUGCCUUCUUUUAACAUUAAAUGUUGACAAAUCUGGGUC
Molecule: messenger RNA, 2450 nt
Organism: Thamnophis sirtalis
Lineage: Eukaryota; Metazoa; Chordata; Lepidosauria; Squamata; Natricidae
Source: RefSeq, a predicted model, not a curated record